Messenger RNA from Chrysoperla carnea, 2300 nucleotides. It is a transcript of the gene gwl, whose product is annotated as serine/threonine-protein kinase greatwall. Gene Ontology annotation, biological process: intracellular signal transduction; peptidyl-serine phosphorylation. NCBI's taxonomy places the organism in Eukaryota, Metazoa, Arthropoda, Insecta, Neuroptera, Chrysopidae. Gene Ontology annotation, molecular function: ATP binding; protein serine/threonine kinase activity. Gene Ontology annotation, cellular component: nucleus. The transcript has 10 exons. The coding region runs from base 46 to 2034 and encodes 662 amino acids. The record is from RefSeq and is a predicted model, not a curated record.
UGUGCUCGUAUUUUAGUUAGAGGUGAAAUUAAAAAGUUUUAAAAAAUGAUUACAUCAAAUACGAAUUAUAUAAACGAAAACAGUGGCAUUUUUAAUAAUAAUAUCAGUUCGAUAACGAAAUUACAGAAAAAAGUUAGUAAUUCAUUGUCAAAUAUGCGAACACCUCAACAGGAUCGGAUAACGCAUCAAAAUGAUUUUCCAUUUUUCGCAACUUUAAAUAGUAUACGAAAAGUAAAUUAUGUGAAGCAACCAGCGAUUGAAGAUUUUGAAAUAAUAAAAUCGAUAAGUAAGGGUGCAUUUGGUAAAGUUGACAUGGCGAUCAAACGUAACGAUCCAUCGCAAGUGUUUGCGAUUAAAACAAUUAAAAAGUCGGAUAUUAUAAAAAAGAAUAUGGUCUCAUCCGCAGUAACUGAACGUAACGCAUUAGCAUUAUCACGGAGUCCAUUUUGUGUUCAUCUAUAUUAUUCAUUACAAAAUGCCGAUUCAAUUUUCUUGGUAAUGGAAUAUAUGGUUGGUGAUUUAAAAUCAUUGCUAUCGAUAUUUGGUUUUUUUGAGGAGGAGAUGGCGUUGUUCUAUGUAGCUGAGAUCACGUUGGCUCUAGAAUAUUUACAUAAACAUAAUAUUAUUCAUCGUGAUUUAAAGCCAGACAAUAUUCUGUUGGCCAAAGAUGGUCAUGUCAAAUUAUCUGAUUUUGGUCUAUCGGAAAUUGACGUCAAAAGAGAUCUAGUUUUAUCAGACUUAAUGAACAUUAAUUCACCAGCUGUCAAUUUAUGCACACGAACUCCUGGUCAACUUUUAUCGUUAACUAGUCAUUUUAGUUUUGGGUCAGGGGAUAAUAAAACUUUUAUUCAUACGAACGAGUCCACACCAAAUACAACGUCGAAAUAUCCAAGUCAAAUCGAUUUAAAGAAAUCCUUCACUGCAUCCCUUGUCCGAUUAAUGGAUCACUGUAAUACGCAUGACUCAACAAAUGUAAAUUUACCGCUAAGAAUGUCCGGAAUUACACCGUUCCUCACGCCAAAUGCAUUCAAUAAUGUUUCUAAGGAUGCAUCAUUUUCAACAUGUAAAAAUGAUACAAUGUGUACAUCGUACGAUGAAAAAUAUGACACAUGUAAAAGUGAAUUAUCAUCCGUGAACAAUGAUUCAGAAUUGGACGAUUCAAAUCAUCGAAAAAUAAUCGAUUCAAAUAAUACAACUUUGUCGGCAUGUAAACAACAUAUUCGACGACGACGUAGUUCGGUUUCAGAGAGUUUUGUUGCUCGAAAACGUAAAGCGUAUGAAUUAUCACCAGAGUUUGGUUCAACACCGAAACGUCGUGAUUUACGUUCAAGUCCACAUCGACAUAUAUUUACGCAAUAUUCGUUUGGCGCUAAAAAAUUACGUCGAUGGAAUUCCGAUACAGAAAACGGACGUGUUAUACACAACAUUAAAUUCUCAACAUUUGUUGAGCAAAAAUCAAAUCAGACGCAUGGAUACGAUCAGGAUCAAUCAUCAUUUAUGUCGCCAUUAUUACCAGGUGUUUUGCCACCAUUAAAAACACCGAAAUCAGUUGGACGUCAACAGACACGUUUAGUUGGUACUCCUGAUUAUUUAGCUCCUGAAUUACUUUUAGGCGACACACAUACAGCGGCUGUUGAUUGGUGGGCUUUAGGUGUAUGUUUGUACGAGUUUGUCACUGGUAUACCACCAUUUAAUGAUUCCACUGUUGAGCUCGUCUUUCAUAAUAUUAUCAAUCGAGUUUUGGAAUGGCCUGAAGAUGAUGAAGCACUAUCACCAAGCAUGGUUUACACAAUAGAAAAUUUAUUAACCACGGAUCCAUCAAAACGUCCAGCUGCGCAUGAUGUCAAAACAAUGCCAAUCUUUCAAAAUAUCGAUUUUAGUCAUUUAUUAGAAACUACACCCCCUUAUAUUCCAAAUACCAGCGAUUAUGAAACAAAUCUUUUUCGACCUCCUGCUGCCAGUGACCCAACUGAUUUAAAUAUAAUCCACGAAGAAAAUAAAGAAAAUAUUACGUAUGAAAAUUGUGAUAAUUGAUAAACAAAAAAUUUUUUUUUUUACUGGCGUACAAAUACGGGUAUUUUAGCUUUUCUUGAAACUUUUACAUGAAACUUUGUAUAUAUUUAGAAUGUAUUUAAAUUAUUUUUUAAUCGUCAAGAUCAACCAAGCACGGAUUCAAAGAGGGACAAUUGCCCAAAUGAACCAGAGUUUUUUAGUUUUUUUUAUCGAGUGGAGACAAAGAAAAUGAAAAGAUGCGAACAUGAAAAGUGAAAUGUUGUUGAAAAGUUUGUGGAUCCGUGUUU